AUGCCAGGCUUCUCUUCCAACCACGUAGACACAGCGAAACACAUCGUCAAGGCGCCAAUUAAGCGCCGCCACAAUCACUCACCCAAGAACCUAGUAAAUGUACUUAGCAAAGUACUGCAAAACCAAAAGCCCCAGCCAGCCAGCGGCAACCGAAACAACAACAACAACAACACCAAAACUAAAAGGGUGUUCAGCUCCGCCCGCUUCUUCUUCUUCUCCCUCGGUACUGUGGAAUAUCUAAGAACCUCUUGGAUCUCUGCUGUUAUUCUCACCGCCAGUUUGGGAACCCCUCAUUUUCUCCCCCAUGGACAACUAAACUUUCGGGGGUGGGUUGGUUGUCACUUGUGCAUGCCGUUGAUUUUGACAAAUUGCCAGCUUCGAACUGCCAGCUUCGAACGCCACCAUCGAACUUCCACCAUCACAAAUAUACUUAUCUCCCAAGGACACGAGCACGAGGAGCAGCCCAAGCACGAGCACGAGCAACUCAAGCACCAUCGACAGAAACCACGACGCCACCUCAUGCAAAGCUUCAUCAGGGCGCGCCUUCGCUUAACUAAGAAUUACUACGGUAAAAGAGUAGAGAAACAAUCCCGAAACCUGAUCCUAUCCCUACUAGUAACAUCAGCAUCAAAUCACAUCAGCAUCGUGACACCACUGCAAUAA
Aspergillus neoniger CBS 115656 is the source of this 663-nucleotide messenger RNA. RefSeq lists its product as uncharacterized. The record is from RefSeq and is a predicted model, not a curated record. The transcript is spliced from 11 exons. Lineage: Eukaryota; Fungi; Ascomycota; Eurotiomycetes; Eurotiales; Aspergillaceae. Bases 1 to 663 code for a protein of 220 amino acids.